This is a messenger RNA of Cynoglossus semilaevis (tongue sole), 2820 nucleotides long. It is a transcript of the gene camlg, whose product is annotated as calcium modulating ligand. The coding region runs from base 170 to 1024 and encodes 284 amino acids. The record is from RefSeq and is a predicted model, not a curated record. NCBI's taxonomy places the organism in Eukaryota, Metazoa, Chordata, Actinopteri, Pleuronectiformes, Cynoglossidae. Gene Ontology annotation, biological process: tail-anchored membrane protein insertion into ER membrane. The transcript has 4 exons. Gene Ontology annotation, cellular component: GET complex.
UGUUGUAUGAUGACGUCAACACUGUGCGCCGCGGAAGCUUGACGUCCCAUUGUCCACACGGCUAUGUUUACCGUCUAGUUGACUGCUGGAGCCCUUUGUGUUGCUGCGUAUUUGUGGUCGUUGCCUCAUUCCAGAAAGUAUUUGCUGGCUUACGUUUGUACUUGUCAACAUGGAGUCUGCAGAGACAGCCGAAGAGAAGACCAGCUCCAUUUCAGUGGCACAACGUAGAGCAGAGAUCCGCAGGAGGAAGCUGCUCAUGAAUUCAGAGGACAGAAUGAACAGGAUUGUAGGCUACGCUAAAAACGAGUCUGAAAACAAUGGAGCAUCUCGACGUCCAACAGAGCCCCGAUUUCACCUUGACCUUGAUAGAACAGAGCAGUGGUCUUCUUCCUCAUCUUCACCCAGGCCAUCUCCCUUCCUGCCCGAGGCUUCUGGGUAUGGAAGUCGCUCCCACAGUGCCACCCCAGAAAGACGGGGCUCACCGCUGCCAGGCUGCAAUGAGUCACCUGUAGCUUCGCUGGAGGAUGACAUCGGAGUGUUACGCCAGAGACCCAGAGGAGAGCGGGUGUCAGAUGACCUCAGUGGCUCUCCACGCCGAGGAUUCCAGACGUAUCUGUCUUUUGAUGAUGCUAUGAAGCUGGCCAACAAUAAACCACCCCAGGACGAGGAAUCUGAUUCCGAGGAGUUUGACACCUUCAGAGUCUUUAGGCUGAUUGGCAGCAUCCUCCUUGCUAUUUUUGUCAGGCUUUUUGUUUGCAAAUAUUUGUCUAUAUUUGCUCCAUUUCUGACUCUUGAACUUGCCUACAUGGGGUUGUCAAAAUACUUCCCAAAGGUGGAGAAGAAGACCAAGACCACCGUACUCACGGCUGCCCUGCUGCUGUCCGGCAUCCCAGCCGAGGUCAUUAACCGCUCAAUGGACACAUACCGGAGGAUGGGCGAUGUCUUCUCUGAUCUCUGCUUCUAUUUUUUUACCUUCAUCCUCUCUCAUGAGAUACUCCUCUUCGUGGGCUCAGAGACUCCCUGAUGAAGAAAUGAACCUCUGUAACACACCGCUCCUCCUUCUUUGACCCCAACCUUUGUUGCCCAAAGGAAAGCUCAGUCACAACUCUGUUCCAGAUCGUAUCCCUGUGGCCUAUUUUGAUUGCUUGUAUUUUGGAGUGCUCGAUUUGUUAAAAUGUUAAAAUCACAGGCAGGUAUUUAAAUUAUAAACACAUCUUUAAGUGUUAUGUGGCUUGUUGCUAAUUCAAAAAAUACAAAAUUCCACUCAAAUACAGCUACUACUUAUAUUCUGACUUCGGACUGGGCAUACGGAAGUACCCGAAUGCAGUAUCAGUUACAGCCACUACAUGCUGCUAAUUCUGCUGCAUAUUAUAUCAAUCUGUCACUAGAAAUGUCAGGACAUACAUUUCCUAAUAAAGGAGCUCUUACCUUUUGAAAAUUAGUUCUUCAGUGUAGAACUUUGUGUGGGAGCAUAUAUAUAUAUAUAGAGUGUAUAUAUAUAUGCACCCACACAAAGUUCUACUUCUGUGUGUCAAGUGUAGUUCACAUUAUGUUUUUCUAUAACCUGAGAAAAUGUGCACCCAUUACAGCUUUUACUGUGUGAUGGGGCGUAAUGUAGUUUGGAUGAAUGUAAUAAGUUUCUGUCUGGCAUUUGAUAGUCAGAUAGCAUACCUAACUGUUGUCAAUGGAUGUCGCUGUGGCACAGAUAAACUGACCAGUUGGACUGCUACAGAUCAUACAGACUGCUUCAUUUCAGGAAUGCAUGCCACAUGAACAAUGCUCCCAAAAACUUCUUUGUGAGUAUAUUAUUUGUUCAAUUUAAAAAAAGUUUUGAUUGCACCUAAUUUCUCAAUGCAACGAUUGGCGUGGAAGACAGUGAAUUAGAGUCAGAUCAAUAAACAAAAGAACACAUUUUAGAAGUGAAUUCUGGAGCUUGUCCAUCUGCUGCACUCAGUCCCUUUUCUCUUCUUCUAGUCUCAAGUUCAGGUGCAGAGUAAUACUACUGAUGCCUCAUACAGAAGGAGAAUGCAUGUAGUGUUAUAGAGUAUGUUGGUCUGUUGUGUCAAAGAUGUGUGAAUGGUAAUCGAAAGCUUUAAAAAAUCAUGUAGGAGAAACGCAUCAUUCUUGAUAAAUAAUGGCUGACUGUCAGUCAGUGACUGAAUUAAAUAACAAACGUAAAGGCAUCGUUGGAAACAGGCGACUUACUUUCCUUCACAGUAAAUGUAGUUACAUUUUAGAAGACACACUCAUUACUUCUGGUGUCUGAUUAAAUUGUGUAAUUAUCCUUUUAUUACAGUAAAAUAUGUAAUUACUGUCAGAGAUAUGGUCAGUAGAUUUUUUGUUUGUUUGGGGUUUUUUUUUUUUGCAAUUUAAGCUGUGAAGACAGAAAUAUUUAGACCUUAAAUAUGGGGUGAAAUAUUUUUGCACGGCUUCCUGACAUCCUCUGUGUCUAAGUUGGUGAUAAUGUGUGAUUGACAGGGAUGUUUUGUUAUUUUCUAACUCUUAAGUGUUGUUUGGCAGUGGGAUUUACCUGGUAUCCUUCAAGGCCGGAGCUUCUGUGUGCUCAGUAACUCUGGUGACGUGUGCUGCUUCAAGCCUCAUUAAUACAAACAAUAUACUCUGUUGUUUAAGUACACAAGCGUGUACUUUUAUUUAAGUUAAUUUAUUACUGUGAAUAUUCUUUUCUGUGAAUACAUUUGUGUGAUCUACAGUAAUGAACAACCUCUCUGAUCUAACUGUUUAUAUUAUUGUUUGCAAACCGACUGUUUUUCAUUGCUCUAACAUAUUUGAAAAUAAACAGCUUGGGUUGAAACUAAAACA